This is a messenger RNA of Centruroides sculpturatus (bark scorpion), 648 nucleotides long. Its product is annotated as methionine aminopeptidase-like. The transcript has 2 exons. Gene Ontology annotation, molecular function: metalloaminopeptidase activity. Gene Ontology annotation, biological process: proteolysis. NCBI's taxonomy places the organism in Eukaryota, Metazoa, Arthropoda, Arachnida, Scorpiones, Buthidae. The coding region runs from base 1 to 648 and encodes 215 amino acids. The record is from RefSeq and is a predicted model, not a curated record.
AUGCGCCGAUCGGGAGCCAUUCUAGCCCAAGUUAAACGUGUUUUGCGCCAGGCGAUUAAACCCGGUGUGAGCACCGAGCAGUUAGAUAAGCUGGCUAGCCAGACGAUUGCUAAACUGGGAGGUCAACCCAGUUUUUUGGGCUACCAGGGCUACCCUAAAACGAUUUGUGCUUCGGUCAACGAGCAGAUGAUUCAUGGCCUACCUAACUCGCGCCAGUUAGCCGCGGGUGACCUACUUAAAAUUGACGUAGGCGUCAAAUACCGCGGUUACCACGCCGACAGCGCUUUCACGGUUGAGCCCGGCGCUCGCGUGGGCGAUAUUGAAAAUGCCAUCGGGUCUUAUGUGCGCGGACAAGGUUUGUGCGUUCCGAGCGACUACAGCGGCCACGGAAUCGGACUCGCUCUUCACGAAGAGCCCUCGAUCUUUAACGACGGAUUAGCCGGACGCGGGCCGCUUUUGCGCGAUGGAAUGACGAUUUGCAUCGAACCGAUGAUUUUGCAAACGAGUUCAAACGUCAAAGUUUUGGAUGACGGCUGGACGGUGGUUGCUAGUGACGGCAAACUGACUGCUCACUACGAAGAAACAAUUUUAAUCGAACAUGGCCGAGCGGUCGUUUUAACCCAAGAAGGGGGUGAAGCAGAUGGCUAA